CCCGCGCCUCAAACACUUGCCGCGAUCGCUGGCGCGCAGCGUCGCCCCGCGUUGCGCGCUCGUUUCCCCUUCCUCCGGCUCCGCGGCUCCCGCGCUCUAGGACAGUCUCCAGUGCCCAGCGCGGACCGACGCACUGACGGACCGUCCAGGGAGCCUCGGCCCGCGCCCCCUGCGCAGGCUAUGUGGAUUGCCCCGCCGGGCCCGGCUGGCGGGAUCAGCACAGCCCGGCCCGCGGCACCCGCCACCAGCGGGGACUAUGACCCGGAAAGCGCGGCGCUGCCUGGGCCACCUCUUUCUCAGCCUGGGCAUAGUCUAUCUCCGGAUCGGUGACUUCUCUUCGGUUGUGGCUCUGGGUGCGAGCAUCAUCUGUAACAAGAUCCCAGGCCUGGCUCCCAGACAGCGGGCAAUCUGCCAGAGUCGGCCGGACGCCAUCAUCGUCAUAGGAGAAGGCUCCCAAAUGGGCCUGGACGAGUGUCAGUUUCAGUUCCGCAAUGGCCGUUGGAACUGUUCAGCGCUGGGAGAGCGCACUGUCUUCGGGAAGGAGCUCAAAGUGGGGAGUCGGGAGGCCGCCUUCACCUAUGCAAUUAUUGCUGCGGGUGUGGCCCAUGCCAUCACCGCUGCCUGCACCCAAGGCAACCUGAGUGACUGUGGCUGCGACAAGGAGAAGCAAGGCCAGUACCACCGGGACGAGGGCUGGAAGUGGGGUGGCUGCUCUGCCGACAUCCGCUACGGCAUCGGCUUCGCCAAGGUCUUCGUGGAUGCCCGAGAGAUCAAGCAGAAUGCCCGAACCCUCAUGAACUUACACAAUAACGAGGCAGGCCGGAAGAUCCUGGAGGAGAACAUGAAACUGGAGUGUAAGUGCCAUGGCGUGUCAGGAUCCUGUACCACUAAGACGUGCUGGACCACACUGCCACAAUUCCGAGAGCUAGGCUACGUGCUCAAGGACAAAUACAACGAGGCCGUCCAUGUGGAACCUGUCCGUGCCAGUCGGAACAAGCGGCCCACCUUUCUGAAGAUCAAGAAGCCCCUGUCCUACCGUAAGCCCAUGGACACUGAUCUGGUGUACAUCGAGAAGUCACCCAAUUACUGUGAAGAGGACCCAGUGACAGGCAGCGUGGGCACACAGGGCCGUGCCUGCAAUAAGACAGCCCCUCAGGCUAGUGGCUGUGACCUCAUGUGCUGCGGCCGUGGCUACAACACACACCAGUAUGCCCGGGUGUGGCAGUGCAACUGCAAAUUCCACUGGUGCUGCUACGUCAAGUGUAACACAUGCAGCGAGCGCACAGAGAUGUAUACGUGCAAGUGAAUGAGGUCACAGGUCAGAUCACAGGCAGGAUACCGUCUCCCUGAAGGCCACUGCCAGGAGACCCACAGGGAACCACAGAAGCACUGUCCUCCCUGCAGGCCCCUGCCUGGAUACUCACAGGGAACCACAGAAGCACUGUCCUUGUCUUUUCUGCUGAGGGGGAAGGGUAUUCUGGGUUUCCCACAGACUCCUGUGGGAAGCAUCUCUCAGAGGCCCACCCGUUCUACUCCACACAGAUGCUGCUCAGCCACCUUCCCCCAGACACCGCCCGAGUCCCUCCAUGGCUGGAACAAAGUUUUCUACAGCAGGAGCUCUGGAGCCUCGGGCCUCGUCAUAGCAAUAUUUAACAGUUUAUUCUGAUAAGAAAUAAUAUUAAUUUAUUUAAUUAAAGAGAAUUCUUCCACCUCGUCGGGAUCCGUUUUCUGCAAUCAAAGUGGACUGCUUGAGGUCCUGGUGGGAUGACUUGCUAGGACUGGGAGCUGAGAACAGCUGUACAUAAUUAUUCUUCAUGCAGAUGGUUCUUCUAGUUGAUUUUGCCUUCCGCAGUGCUGGGUGUUAAGUACAAAGAGAAGACGGUCUUUAUACACAUAUAGAUAUAUAUGCAUACACAUUUGUAUUUUUUUUGUUUUUGUUUUUGCUGUUUGCUGCUACCUAUCCAGAAUCUAAGCUGGUCCAGAUCUGGAAUUGUUUCUCUCCAGGACAUGCCCCUAUCCUUUUGCCCUCCAGUUCAAACCUCGCCAUUAGAAAAGUUCCAUUGGGCAUGGUGUGAAUCACAAAUUCCCAGCAAUUCCCAUCCCGGAAAGUGAACCACUGGAUAAGAGGCUUUCUAAGAGACUAUUUUUCUAUGAAUAUUUUAUUUAUAUGGAGUCUGCCUGUGUUGCCCCAUGGCCCAUGCCUCUUCUUAACACUGGUACUCACUCAGGGGCAGGAGGACAAGGCCAGGUGUGUGCGCAGGUCCCCUGGAGUCUGGAGUUCCAUUUGCCAAGGGGCCACAGCAGUUACCAGAUGCCUGGGCUGGGGUAUCGUCUGUGUUAAAUGAGAGGGAAUCUUCCCCUGGCUUUAGCCUGCUGAGCUCAGGUCUUGGAAUGGGGUCACUGGAUGGUUAUCUUGGGAGGUGACCUCAGGACGAGCUACAGUGGCGGAUCAGUCAGUGUCUUGCACGUUUUGAACAGGCAGAGGCCAGCUCCGGGAUGCCAAUGUCCCAUCAGGACAGCCCAGGCACUGCCUAUAGGUGAGCUGUAGUCCUAAGAGAAGGGGUCAGAAAGGAGGGGGCAGGAGGAAGCCAAGGAUUGUUGGCCAACCUCAGUGAAAGCAUGGGCGUGAUCCCUCUGCAGCAGAGACCCUGCUCCACCUGCACCUCUCAACCAGGAAACCCCUUCAGGAGGCUGCGAAUAUUUUUAUGUGUGUCCACAUGCAUUUCUACCCAUGUGCAUGUAAGCACACGCACACACUCCUGUGCCAGCACUUUGAGGCACCUCCAGAGUGCUCACAUGUGCAUGUGCUUGCGUGUAACUCUCUGCACUUGGGAGAUCAGAUCAUGCGUGUGGAGCUGUGUGCCUGAGCAUUUGUGGUCCCAGGGGGUCUUUCCAGGUAUCUGCAUUUGUGGGUGGGGUGCAAGGUAGACAGCAGGGAACUAAUUUGAUUGCGUUGAGCCGCAAAGAGACUGCAACUUCUGAACUCUGUCUCCACAGCUGCUGGAGAAACUCAGAUGCCUGUGACACCACAACCCUGAGCCUCGUGGCCUGCGUGCUGGGAGCCCCUCAGUGCCUAGGUCAUGUCCAGUCUCCCACCUGGGUCACAGCAGGACAAAUAAACACGACUGUAUGGCUGAUUCCUUCCCUUGA
Rattus norvegicus (Norway rat) is the source of this 3150-nucleotide messenger RNA. It is a transcript of the gene Wnt7a, whose product is annotated as Wnt family member 7A. NCBI's taxonomy places the organism in Eukaryota, Metazoa, Chordata, Mammalia, Rodentia, Muridae. The record is from RefSeq and is marked validated. The transcript is spliced from 4 exons. Gene Ontology annotation, biological process: regulation of presynapse assembly; embryonic digit morphogenesis; positive regulation of excitatory synapse assembly. Gene Ontology annotation, cellular component: presynapse; cell surface; extracellular region. Gene Ontology annotation, molecular function: signaling receptor binding; receptor ligand activity; cytokine activity. Bases 257 to 1306 code for a protein of 349 amino acids.